AUGACAGAAGGCAAAAACAAAAGUAAGCCGGAAGGUAAUCAGCAGAAAAUGGAAACACAUAUUGAAGAGGAUGACGAAUUUGAAGAAUUUCCCCAACAAGAUUGGCAAGCUAAGGAGGGCGCUGAAGAUGAAGAGGAAUUAAAUGUAUGGGAAGACAACUGGGAUGAUGAAGCGAAUGAGAAUGAUUUCGCCAAACAGCUGAGAGAUGAACUUGCUAAACACGGUCACGGCACUGCAACAUGA
Molecule: messenger RNA, 243 nt
Organism: Brugia malayi
Lineage: Eukaryota; Metazoa; Nematoda; Chromadorea; Rhabditida; Onchocercidae
Gene: Bma-dss-1
Exons: 3
Coding region: 1-243 (80 amino acids)
Biological process (GO): mRNA export from nucleus; proteasome assembly; double-strand break repair via homologous recombination
Cellular component (GO): proteasome regulatory particle, lid subcomplex; proteasome complex
Source: RefSeq, a predicted model, not a curated record